AUGGACCUUGAUACGUGUCAUUCACACGUCUCCUCCACCGGUUCUGCCUUAUCUUCCCCCAUUGAAUUUUUAACAUCGGAUCUCCAUUUCUUCUGUUUCAAUGUGUCAUCCAUACCCUUCACCGCCUCUCUCUUCUCCCUGCUUCGCACCCUCGGUCACGUUAUCUUCCCUCCUGCUCCAGCGUCUAUACUGAAUGAUCACCCCCGCCACUUCGCCACCGUCUCCAUCGAGCCAACUCGGAGACUGCUCCACAGUUAUCAACGUCGGCUUCCAGAUGAAUUUUCCGUCCAUCUAUUACACAAUUGGUUAGAUUUUGUCUAUCGCCUUCGACUUCCCAUCGAUCCGCAACCAGCGAUUAGGGAUUAUUGCUCCAGACAACUGAUAUGGUUGAGCGAUACCGACAGGACAAAAGGCUACGAUGUUGAUUUCUUCUCGGUGUCUCUUCAUGAGGUGUCUAGGGAUCCUGAGGCAUUGACAUCUCCCUGCAUAUAUACACAGUAUUUGGAGACGAAGUUUAACAAGUUUUUUGAUAUGAAUGAAGUGGAUGCUCUCUUCGAGGUGUUCUGUGAGUGUGCAGAGCUCAACCCUAAACCUGUUGAAGAGGAUGAACCUGAGGAGCAUAAUUGGAUAUUCAGUGCUGAUCAGCUGGGACCUGUCAUGGGUAUAAUAGAUGUAUUUGAUCAGGAAUGGGAUUUUUCACAAACUCAUUUCACCACAAUUGGUCAUCCAAAUGGACAUCAUGAUCUAGAAUGCAAUGUGCUUGAGCUUCAAAUAAAUGACCAAAGGUUUGAGGAUGUUGAAGAAAUGGAGAGCAACAACAGAAAUGGUGGCCAACAAUGA
Lactuca virosa is the source of this 840-nucleotide messenger RNA. The record is from the annotation of a GenBank genome assembly. NCBI's taxonomy places the organism in Eukaryota, Viridiplantae, Streptophyta, Magnoliopsida, Asterales, Asteraceae.